AUGAAGCUCACUUCCAUCGCCUUGACGGCGGCGGCUGCCACUGUCGCCGUGGCUCAACCGCAUAACCAUGCUCAUCGACACUUGCACGAGCACAAACAACGCGCUGUUACCAUGACCACCUAUGCUGCAAGCCCUACUGCCUAUGUCUACUUGCUUGAUGGGCAGGAAAUCUCGGCCGAGGAGGUGUGCGAUGGACUACAGGACAAUGCAUUGAAGUUUGUGGAUGGUUCUGAUCCUGGUGUCUGCUCUUCCAGCGCAGCUGCCUCUACCAGCAUCAGCGUUGCCGUUCCGACCACCACUCCUGCGGUUCCGACCACGGCCGCUGCCGAGCCAACUACGACCUCUGAGGCACCGACAACUUCGUCUGCUGCAGCCUCGAGCAGCGGUCCCGCGGAAUUUUACCAAGCGCCAGCCUCGUCCUCGUCGGCUAGUGCCAGUGAGGCCCCCUCAAGCUCCAGCGCCAGCGCAGCGCCGUCCGCCUCUGCCUCCGCCUCCGUUUCUUCCAGUGGAACUGGCAUCAGCGCACCUUUCCCUGAUGGUCAACUCUCAUGCUCCCAGUUCCCCUCUGACUAUGGUGCUGUCGCCCUGGACUACCUUGGGUUGGGAGGCUGGUCCGGCUUGCAAGCCGUCACGAUCGCCGGUGGCUUUGUUAACCACAUUGUCACUGGCGUUUCAGGUGAUACCUGCCGGGAGGGCAUGAUGUGUUCGUACGCUUGCCCGCCGGGCUACCAGAAGGCUCAAUGGCCUUCGACUCAGGGUUCCACUGGCCAAUCGGUUGGAGGUCUUUCUUGCAGUGGUGGAGUGCUUCGUUUGACAAACCCAAGCCUCUCCUCCACCCUUUGCAUAGCCGGUGUUGGAGGUGUCCAGGCCACGAACAAGGCUAGUGGCGUGGUCGCGAUCUGCCGUACCGACUAUCCUGGUACCGAAUCCGAAACCAUUCCAGUCGAGCUUCAAGCCGGUGAGACCGAGGCGUUGGCUGUGCCUGACGCUGCCACCUACUACACUUGGGAAGGCAAGUCAACGUCUGCCCAAUACUACCUCAACCCGAUUGGAUACCCUGCGUCAAAGGCUUGCCAAUGGGGUAGCCCUGGUACGCCCUUGGGCAACUAUGCUCCGAUCAACUUUGGCGUUGGUGCCAGUGGAGGUGUGACAUGGUUGUCCAUCUUCCAAAACUCACCUACCACCAGCGCCCAGUACGAAGGAACUGUGGAGCUUCAAGGCAAUCUGUCCGGCUCUUGCAAAUAUCAAAACGGACAAUACUGUAGCUCUACAGGAUGCAAUUCGAACGGAUGCACUGUAUCUGUCAUCUCUGGCACGGCCACCUAUGUCAUCUCUAGCUAA
Capronia coronata CBS 617.96 is the source of this 1341-nucleotide messenger RNA. RefSeq lists its product as uncharacterized. Gene Ontology annotation, cellular component: cell surface; fungal-type cell wall. The coding region runs from base 1 to 1341 and encodes 446 amino acids. Gene Ontology annotation, biological process: fungal-type cell wall organization. NCBI's taxonomy places the organism in Eukaryota, Fungi, Ascomycota, Eurotiomycetes, Chaetothyriales, Herpotrichiellaceae. The transcript has 2 exons. The record is from RefSeq and is a predicted model, not a curated record.